This is a messenger RNA of Phyllostomus hastatus (greater spear-nosed bat), 1738 nucleotides long. It is a transcript of the gene BCKDHA, whose product is annotated as branched chain keto acid dehydrogenase E1 subunit alpha. Lineage: Eukaryota; Metazoa; Chordata; Mammalia; Chiroptera; Phyllostomidae. The transcript has 9 exons. Bases 48 to 1388 code for a protein of 446 amino acids. The record is from RefSeq and is a predicted model, not a curated record. Gene Ontology annotation, biological process: branched-chain amino acid catabolic process. Gene Ontology annotation, molecular function: oxidoreductase activity, acting on the aldehyde or oxo group of donors, disulfide as acceptor.
AGUAUCGACAGGGAGAGGGGCGGAUCGCCAAGAAGUUAUUAGUCAAGAUGGCGUUAGCGUCUCGAGCAGCGCGGGUCUGGGGACCACGUCGAGGCUGGGGUCAGGCUGGCCUCCUGCUCCUGCAGCGGCUUGAGGUUCGGGGGCUGGCUAUAUCUCACCCCCAGUGGCAGCAGCAGCAGUACUUCUCAUCCCUGGACGACAAGCCUCAAUUCCCAGGGGCCUCGGCGGAGUUCGUAGACAAGCUGGAAUUCAUCCAGCCCAAUGUCAUCUCUGGGAUCCCCAUCUACCGCGUCAUGGAUCGGCAGGGCCAGAUCAUCAAUCCCAGCGAGGAUCCCCACCUGCCGCAGGAGAAGGUCCUCAAGUUCUACAAGAGCAUGACACUGCUCAACACCAUGGACCGCAUCCUCUAUGAGUCCCAGCGGCAGGGCCGGAUCUCCUUCUACAUGACUAACUAUGGUGAGGAGGGGACGCAUGUGGGGAGUGCGGCAGCUCUGGACAACACGGACCUGGUGUUUGGCCAGUACCGGGAGGCAGGCGUGCUGAUGUAUCGGGACUACCCCCUGGAACAGUUCAUGGCCCAGUGCUAUGGCAAUGUGAACGACCCGGGCAAGGGGCGCCAGAUGCCUGUUCACUAUGGCUGCAAGGAGCGUCACUUCGUCACCAUCUCCUCUCCACUGGCCACACAGAUUCCUCAGGCGGUGGGUGCAGCCUACGCGGCCAAGCGGGCCAAUGCCAACAGGAUCGUCAUCUGCUACUUCGGGGAGGGGGCAGCCAGCGAGGGGGAUGCCCACGCUGGCUUCAACUUCGCUGCUACCCUUGAGUGCCCCAUCAUCUUCUUCUGUCGGAACAAUGGCUAUGCCAUCUCCACGCCCACCUCCGAGCAGUACCGCGGGGAUGGCAUCGCGGCUCGAGGCCCGGGGUAUGGCAUCCUGUCGAUUCGUGUGGAUGGCAAUGACGUGUUUGCUGUGUACAACGCCACCAAGGAGGCCCGGCGACGGGCUGUGGCAGAGAACCAGCCCUUCCUCAUUGAGGCCAUGACCUAUAGGAUUGGGCACCACAGCACCAGUGACGACAGCUCAGCGUACCGCUCAGUGGAUGAGGUCAAUUACUGGGACAAGCAGGACCACCCAAUCUCCCGGCUGAGGCACUAUAUGCAGAGCCGAGGCUGGUGGGAUGACGAGCAGGAGAAGGCCUGGAGGAAGCAGUCACGCAAGAAGGUGAUGGAGGCCUUUGAGGAGGCUGAGCGGAAGCUGAAACCCAAUCCCAGCCUGCUCUUCUCUGAUGUGUAUCAGGAGAUGCCUGCCCAGCUCCGUAAGCAGCAAGAGUCCCUGACCCGUCACCUCCAGACCUAUGGCGAGCACUACCCCCUGGACCACUUUGAGAAGUGAACCCUGCUCUCCCCACCCCACCCAUCUUGAGAGGCAGCCCCAGACUGAGUGAGGGCUGGAGAGAGCUGGCAGCCAGCUCCCUCCAGGACACUCAGGGCAGAACUGAGAUAAGGGGCAGGGCUUCCGCUCACCAUCUCCACUCCUCUAGGCUGUUACAUUGUGGGGGGCCCUACUGGCCCCCACUUUGACUGUGGUUACAGUGCCUUCUCCCAGGGGCUGGGCAAGGGUGCCUCCAGGACCGGAAGCCCCUCUGGGCUGAAGGCAGGAAUGGCAGGUCAGCCUGUGGAACUUACUCAGUCAGAGGUGGGCAGCAGGCAUUGAAUAAACUGUCUGCAUUUGGCGCUCUGCCA